CAUGCGCAAUGAGCUGCCACAUGUACCUACAGUAUUUUAGAGAAGCAUGGCGAUGAACAUAGAUGAAGCUCAAGUCCAGCAACUAAGGGUGUUUGUGUCCCUCUGCAAUGCUCAUCCCUCUGUCCUCAACUUUCCCCAGCUAUCUUUCUUCAAGGAAUGGCUCGAGAGCCUUGGAGCAAAAGUUCCUGACACCCCCCCACCCGAGCCAGAGCCAGAGCCAGAGCCAGUUGUGCAGGAGCCUGAGGACGAAGAGAUAGAGACUGAACCUAAACCACCCAAAAAGUCUCCAACUAAAGAGCCGCCAAAGGUAGAAUCUGAAGAGGAAUCUGCCGAAAGUGAUUUAGAACUGGACAUGGAAGGUACUAUAUCGCCUGAAGAGGACCCUCCCCAGGUGAUGGGGGACUCUAGCAAAGAGGUGACAGAGGACAUGAGAGACAAAGCUCAGGAGGAGAGGGCACAAGGAUCCAUGGCAAUGGCCGAUGGUGACGUGGAGAAAGCAAUAGAACACUUCACUGCAGCUGUUCUGGCCAAUCCAAAAUCAGCUCCUCUGUACGCCAAAAGAGCCAGUGCGUUCAUCAAACUGAACAAACCCAAGUCAGCGAUCAGGGACUGUGCUGAAGGUAUCAGUAUCAACCCUGACUCCGCCCAAAGCUACAAGUGGAGGGGACGUGCCCACCAGCUGUUGGGAGAGUGGGAGGAUGCGGCCAAGGAUUUCCAAACGGCUAGCAAACUGGACUUUGACGAAGAUGUCAGUAUCUGGCUUAAAGAAAUCAAGCUAAAAGCUCAAAGGAUUCGUGAGCACAAGUUGAAACAAGAGCGUCGACAAAGGGAGAGAGAGAUCAAGGAGAAGAAAAAGAGAAUUAAGGAGGCUCAUCAGAGGGCAAGAGAGGAAGAGGAGGCUCGUCAGGAGGCUCGUCAGAAGGCAGAGGAGGAGAUGAAGAAUAUGGGUGGAAUGCCUGGAAUGUUUCCUGGAGGAAUGCCUGGUGGAAUGCCUGGAAUGUUUCCUGGAGGAAUGCCUGGUGGAAUGCCUGGAAUGUUCCCUGGAGGAAUGCCUGGUGGUAUGGGUCGCGGAGGAAUGCCUGGAGGAAUGGGUCGUGGAAUGCCCGGAGGAAUGCCUGGAGGAAUGGGUCGUGGAAUGCCUGGAGGUAUGCCCGGAGGAAUGCCUGGAGGAAUGGGUCGUGGAAUGCCUGGAGGUAUGCCCGAUGGAAUGCCCGAAGGUAUGCCUGGUGGAAUGCCUGGAGGUAUGCCUGAUGGAAUGCCCGGAGGUAUGCCUGGUGGAAUGCCUGGAGGUAUGCCUGACACCGGUGGUAUGGACUUCUCAGCUAUCUUGCAAGACCCUGAGCUCAUGACCAUGAUGCAGGACCCAGAAGUGAGGAAUGCUUUCCAAGAUGUGCAGACUAACCCUUCCAACAUCUCAAAGUACCAGAGCAACCCCAAGAUACAAAAAGUCCUGGAGAAGCUUUCUGCUAAGUUUGGUGGUGGUGCCCCCGGUCAAUAAAUAGAACCAUACAAACUGUGCAAACUAUGCUAAUCAAUGCUGUUUAUGUUUUUCAAAUUGUUUGUUGAUGUUGAUAGAAAAUUAAUUAAUUAAUGGUGGAUUUGUGCAUUUACAAUAAAGUGAUUGACAGACUGUGA
Halichondria panicea is the source of this 1635-nucleotide messenger RNA. RefSeq names its product hsc70-interacting protein-like. Bases 47 to 1498 code for a protein of 483 amino acids. Gene Ontology annotation, molecular function: Hsp70 protein binding; protein dimerization activity. The transcript is spliced from 9 exons. The record is from RefSeq and is a predicted model, not a curated record. NCBI's taxonomy places the organism in Eukaryota, Metazoa, Porifera, Demospongiae, Suberitida, Halichondriidae.